Messenger RNA from Symbiodinium necroappetens, 1122 nucleotides. The record is from the annotation of a GenBank genome assembly. NCBI's taxonomy places the organism in Eukaryota, Dinophyceae, Suessiales, Symbiodiniaceae.
CAGGAGCCGCUGCUCGGCGGCUGGCUGCUGAGCGCGCCGGAGACCGAGAUCGAGGGGCGCCCGGCCCUGGAGUGGGUCGCCGCGGCCGAGGCGGAGCUGGCGCGCCACCCGGAGGUUACCCUGCUGCGGCGCACCCAGUGCUUCGGGGUCUACGACCACAACUUCUUCGCCCUCAACGAGCGCGUCACCGACCAUCUGGCCGAGAGCGAGCGGCCGGAUCACCUGCCGCGCCAGCGGCUGUGGAAGCUGCGCGCCAGGCAGGUGGUCUACGCCACCGGCGCGAUCGAGCGGCCGCUGGUGUUCCGCGACAACGACCGUCCGGGGAUCAUGCUGGCCGGCGCCGCCCAGACCUACCUGCGGCGCUUCGGCGUGCGACCCGGCGACAAGGCGGUGGUCUUCACCAACAACGACGGCGGCUACGGCGCCGCCCUGGCGCUGCACGCGGCCGGCGGCCGGGUUGCCGCCGUGGUCGACCUGCGCGAGGAGCCGAGCGGCCCGCUGACGGAGCAGGCCCGGGCGGCCGGGCUGGACAUCUUCGCCGGCCACGCGGUGAUCGGCACCGACGGCGGCAAGCGCGUCACCGGCUGCCGCAUCGCCCCGCUCGACGAGAGCGGCACCCGCGUCUUCGGCGGCGGCACGCCGCUGGACUGCGACCUGCUGGUCUCCUCCGGCGGCUGGUCGCCGACGGUGCACCUCUUCGCCCAGGCCAAGGGCCAGCUCGUCUGGGACGCGGCCCAGGCCUGCUUCGUGCCCGGCGCGGCGACCCGUCCCGGCCAGCGCGUGGCCGGCGCCGCCAACGGCGCCUUCGAGCUGGCGCGCUGCCUGGAGCAGGGCCAUGCCGCCGGCCUGGAGGCCGCGGCCGAGGCCGGCUUCAAGGCCAAGGGGCGCAAGCCGGCGGCGCCGCGCGGCGAGGCGCCGGGCUUCCUGCCGGCCCGCUUCCUCUACCUGGUGCCCUCCGACACGCCGCUGGGCGAGGGCGGCAAGCACUUCGGCAAGACCGGUAACGUCAACGCCAUCGGCAUCGUCGCCGAACAGGUCGGCAAGCCGCUGCCCGAGGUCGGCGUGACCACCUUCCGCCUGCCCUACACGCCGGUCACCUUCGGCACCUUCGCCGGGCGCGAC